Messenger RNA from Debaryomyces fabryi, 849 nucleotides. Its product is annotated as agmatinase. Gene Ontology annotation, molecular function: metal ion binding; agmatinase activity. The transcript has a single exon. The record is from RefSeq and is a predicted model, not a curated record. The coding region runs from base 1 to 849 and encodes 282 amino acids. Lineage: Eukaryota; Fungi; Ascomycota; Pichiomycetes; Serinales; Debaryomycetaceae.
AUGGGGUCACGUAGGUUAGCUCCCGCUUACUCUGUCUAUAGAGAUGGAUUUGAUCCAUAUUCAAACUGGGCUAAGAUUGUGGAUUGUGGUGAUCCACCGGUGACACCCUUGGAUAACAGAAUUGCCUUAGACCAAAUUUAUCGUGCUAAUCGAGCUAUCGGUAAGCACAAAACUACAGAAAAAAAUAAAGAUAAAUCGCCAAAAAUUUUCACUCUUGGAGGUGAUCACACAAUCACUUUGCCUGCAAUUAAAGCAGCAUACGAGAAUUGGGGUCCAAUUACAGUAAUCCAUUUUGAUUCACAUUUAGACACUUGGAAUCCAUAUUACUUUGGUGGAAAUGUUACUGAUUACCAAUCUGUAAACCACGGUACGUACCUUCACUGGGCUCACGAAAAAGGAUUAUUGACUGACAGGUCAAUCCAUGCCGCUAUCAGGGGACCUUACCCUGGACCAAGAGAUGUUGAACAUGAUAAGAAAUGUGGUUUUGACAGGAUUUUAGCAAGAGAUAUUGACAAAAUUGGAACCCAGGGAAUUAUUAAUAAAAUUAAAGAAAGGGUUGGUAAUGGUGCUGUUUAUAUUACUGUGGAUGUCGAUUCAAUGGAUCCAGCUAAUACCCCUGCUUCUGGUACAGUUGAACCAGGUGGAUGGACAUCGAGGGAAUUAUUAACCAUUUUAGAUGGUUUGAAAGGCCUUAAUGUUGUAGGAGGUGAUGUUGUCGAAGUUGCUCCUCCAUACGAUACCGCCGCAGAAUUGACUUCAAUUACUGCUGCUCAAGUUGCAGAUUCUAUUAUUUCUCUUAUGAUAUUAAAAGAAGAAGAAGAAGAUAAAAAGGUUCAAGAGAUUCAUUAA